UUGCUAGCAGGGUGGGUGUCCUUGUGCUCGCGCGCCCGCGCCUAGCGUGUGGGCGGGGGCGCGCUCGUGCGCGCGCAGGAGAGGCCCGCCCAGGCGGCCGUUGUGGGGUUCCCCGGGAGGGGCGGGGGAGUCACCUGCGAGCUUCGGCGCCUGCCGGCUGCUCGCCCGCCAGCCCGCCCGCCGCGUCUGGGUCGUUUCGGCUGCGCGGGGCCGCGGGCCGCGCACACCGGGAAGGCCGGGGCUGGGAACGAGCCAAGAGUCUGCGCCCCGAGUCGGCAACGAGGAAGAGUCGGAUGUUCGGCGCCGCCACUGCUGCCCGCGCCAAGCCCGGGUAGGUCAUGACAGCACCGGGAGGUGAAUAGUAUUAAAUUACUUAUUCGGAAAGCACAUGCAAUCGCCUCAAAAAAGAAAAGUGUGCUGACUAAGGCAUCAAAAGCUAUUAGCAAAAAAUGGUGGAUCGUUUGGCAAACAGUGAAGCAAAUACUAGACGUAUAAGUAUAGUGGAAAACUGUUUUGGAGCAGCUGGUCAGCCCUUAACUAUACCUGGACGGGUUCUUAUUGGAGAAGGAGUAUUGACUAAGUUGUGCAGAAAGAAACCUAAAGCAAGGCAGUUUUUCUUAUUUAAUGAUAUUCUCGUAUAUGGCAAUAUAGUCAUCCAGAAGAAAAAAUACAACAAACAACACAUUAUUCCCCUGGAAAAUGUUACUAUUGAUUCCAUCAAAGAUGAAGGAGAAUUAAGGAAUGGAUGGCUUAUUAAGACACCAACUAAGUCAUUUGCAGUUUAUGCUGCCACUGCCACUGAGAAGUCGGAAUGGAUGAAUCACAUAAACAAAUGUGUUACUGACUUACUCUCCAAAAGUGGGAAGACACCUAAUAACGAACAUGCUGCUGUCUGGGUUCCUGACUCUGAGGCCACUGUAUGUAUGCGCUGUCAGAAAGCAAAAUUCACACCUGUUAACCGUCGUCACCAUUGCCGAAAAUGUGGUUUUGUUGUUUGUGGGCCCUGCUCUGAAAAGAGAUUUCUUCUUCCUAGCCAGUCCUCUAAGCCUGUUCGGAUUUGUGACUUCUGCUAUGACCUGCUUUCCACUGGGGACAUGGACACGUGCCAGCCUACCAGAUCAGACUCUUACAGUCAGUCAUUGAAGCCUCCUUUAAAUGACGGAUCUGAUGAUGAUGAUGAUGAUGAUAGCAGUGACUAAGACACAUUCUGAAAUAUUUAAUCUGGUGUGACUCUGAGAAAUCAGCUUUAGGCAAUAUGUAAAGCUCUGCCAGUUUUGCUCUAGCUGUGAAUUUGCCUGAGAAACUUCUAACCUAUGUGCCUCAUAUAUACUAUAGAAAGUAGCUUUCCCUGCCCACUGUUCCUCUCUGCACUCUUUUACUGGGAUACAACAGAUAAAAUUUUUAUUUCUUGUUUAUUUCUAGAUUUUUUUUUCUUUUUGGAAUGAUGGGGAAAUUUAUUUAACUGGUCACCUUAUAUAUUAGUUGUUUUUUUCCUAUGUUAUAUGGAAAACUAAAAGCACAGAAUGAUGGAAACGAGUAUAAUGUGAUUAAUAAUAUUAGCUUUUUUUUUUUCCUAACCAUCCUAUGUAAUGGUUAAGACACCAGUAGCAGAGCAUAAUUUGGAAAUAACUUCUUUUUUCAUAUACCAAGUGGUGCCUUAUUCUGCUAGCACUGUUACAUGAGACAUAAGCCCCUACCUUCUGGUUUAUUUACUAAAUACACUGGUGCUCUUCAGUGUGAUAAAAUGAAUGUUUAUGAAUAGACGUAAUUAGGAAAACUUUUCUGACAGCUACAAAUAACCAAAUUUAGAGGUAUCCUCAUACAAAUAAAUAUUUUUUGUAAAGUAGUUGUGUUUGUAUUUUUACAUCACAACUAUUUUAUAGGCACCAAAUUAUAAUUGUCAGAUAUGUUAAAUGCAAAAAAAAUUUAGAAAUUUGGUUAUAAAUUUGUCAAUAGUAUAGAAAUACAAUACAUUAGCCUUUACUUUUUCUUAAUUCAUUUUGAGAAGUUCAUCUGCUUUAAUAUUUCUAGAAUGAGAAACCUGGUAAAACCCUUGAAAAUCAACAAGGUCUUUAAGAAAAUAUUAGAGCACAGAUCUGCUUAAGCUUGACAAUUUGGAAAAAAUGAUAAUGUAAGAUUGGUCAUAGCAGCCACUAAGUUUGACUAGACAUCAUAUCUAUGGAAGUAUUGUCUUUUUUCAGUGUGAAACUAUCUUGAAUUUACAAAUGGUAUUAUAUUUUAUAAAGUUUUAUAAAGCCCCAAUUUAUAUUUUUGUAAAGUAAUUGUAUAUUUAAUCUGUUUCUGAAAUCAUUUUGCAAUAUAUGGAAAUAGAGUAGCAAUUGAUAUUUCUAAAUUGUGAACUUUAAGUCAGUCUAGAUUGCUUUUGAGAAGUGAUAAUUUCUCACUGCUUUUUAGGCAGCCAUUAGACUGAAAGUAUAUUUAUCAUAAAAACUUGAUGCAUUUUGCACUACUCUUUCCAUUUGUAUGCUGCAAAUAACUACAACCUUUUAAAUGUUUAAAUGGUUGAAAAGCUUAAGUUCUAUUUUUUUUUAAUCUUUAAAUUUGGACAUACUGCAGAUGUACUAAGAGACUUGACUUACUAACUUGUGAUGGAGGAUUCUUUCUUAUCUUACCACUUAGGUCAGGCACCACUUUUACUGACUAUAAAUUUUGAGGGCAUCUGAAGUGUAUCUCUUUGUAGGAAAUGUGAAAGUAAAGCACAACAGAACUAAGGUUUGGGGCUUUUUAAUUUGUUACUGGUUUUAAUAUCAGAUGGACUUUUUUGUUUCAACAAACUAUGUAUCUUUAAUCAACCAACACAGGGAUGGACAAUGUCUGGAGCUUAGCUGUAUAAGGCUCAAGAAAUCAUUGGGUACAUGAUAGGAUGGACACAUAGAUACUUCUUGUAUUCUUGUUGUAGGCUCCUGUAGCCUUCUGCUUAGGUGGACAGUUUUGUAAGACUCUUGAAUGAUGUUAUAAUAUCCAAAUGGCCCUUGGCGGAAAAAGGUUCUCCAUCCCUGUAAGGACCAUAAAUCUGAAGAAAGACUAAUGGGAACUGGCUGGUACAUAGGGAGCCAGCUAGAUCAGGAACUGAGGAGAAAUGUUCUGAGAUAAAAUUUGUAUUGUUGGCCUCUAUUGAUUCUGUUUUUACAAUAAACAUAUUUUACAACUU
Molecule: messenger RNA, 3172 nt
Organism: Perognathus longimembris pacificus (Pacific pocket mouse)
Lineage: Eukaryota; Metazoa; Chordata; Mammalia; Rodentia; Heteromyidae
Gene: Plekhf2
Product: pleckstrin homology and FYVE domain containing 2
Exons: 3
Coding region: 450-1199 (249 amino acids)
Molecular function (GO): metal ion binding; phosphatidylinositol binding
Source: RefSeq, a predicted model, not a curated record